Molecule: messenger RNA, 1314 nt
Organism: Microcebus murinus (gray mouse lemur)
Lineage: Eukaryota; Metazoa; Chordata; Mammalia; Primates; Cheirogaleidae
Gene: CD8B
Product: CD8 subunit beta
Biological process (GO): regulation of immune response
Cellular component (GO): cell surface
Molecular function (GO): MHC class I protein binding; coreceptor activity
Source: RefSeq, a predicted model, not a curated record
GCCCAGGUGUCCGGGAGCGGUGGCGCCGAGAUGCAGCCGCAGCUCUGGCUCCGGCUGGCCGCGCAGCUGGCAGCUCUCCGAGGCAGCUCAGUCCUCCAGCAGACCCGUGGGCCCAUACAAGUGCAGACCAACCAAAUGGUGACACUGUCCUGUGAGGCCAAAACCCCACUCAGUAACAUGCGCAUCUACUGGCUGAGACAGCGCCAGGCCCCGAGCAGUGACAGUCACCACGAGUUCCUGGCCCUCUGGGAUUCCACAAAAGGGACCAUCCAUGGCAAGGACGUGGAACAGGAGAAACUAAUUGUGUUUCGGGACGCGGCCCGGUUCGUCCUUAAUCUCACACGUGUGAAGCCUGCAGACAGCGGCAUCUACUUCUGCAUGACAAUCCGGAGUCCGGAGCUGAUCUUCGGGGCGGGAACUCAGCUGAGUGUGGUUGAUGUACUUCCCACCACUGCCCAGCCCACCAAGAAGUCCACCCCCAAGAAGAAAGUGUGUCUGCUCCCCAACCCAGUGAGCCGGCAGGGCCCACCUUGUGGCCCCCUCACCCUCAGCCUGCUGGUGGCGGGUGUCCUGGUUCUGCUGGUGUCCCUGGGCGUGGCCAUCCACCUGCACUGCCGGCAGAGGAGAGCCCGGCUUCGCUUCAUAAAACAGUUUUACAAAUGAGCAGAGAAUACAGUUGUGGUGUCCUGCUACAAAAAGACAUUGGUCAGUAACGAGCAAGACCUGGAUAAAUGAGAGAUGGGACACAUUCGACCGUGGAGAUUUCACUGGCUGCUGAAGCUGCCUGCUUUUGACUGCUGCAAGUCCUUCCUGUGGGCCCACGCAUGGGAGCAACUUGUUAAUUGAUCAUCGGGAAUCUUCCAGAGAAGGCUUCAGAGCCCCCAGGGCACUUCGCAGAGUGCGCUGGAGGACACAGUAGGAAAUGCUGCCCAUGAUACCACUUCCGGCUCCUGUACUUGCCUGGGCUGGGCUGGGGCCUUCAGUGUCUUUGCAAGUUGCUUUGCCCUAGUGAGGCAGUGACAUUGGGUCCUGGGGCCUUUCAUGGGAUGGCGUGGGGUGGCUCCCUCUUGGUCUUGCCGGGCUGGGGCUGACUUUCCUCACAGAGAAGCCAGACCCAGGUUAGGCGUGAGGCUUCCUGAGAGGGGCUGCCCAGCUCCCAGCAACCAUGAUAGUCUCUAAGGAUUUUGCUUCUUUUCCCAUUAGGAAGUUUCUGAGCUUUUACUUCUACUCUCCCAUGGCUUGCCUAGUUCUCUUACUUUCUAUUCUUUUUAUGAAAUGUCUUGUUUAUAAAAAUAAAAUCCUAGAUUAAAGAUG